Messenger RNA from Amblyraja radiata (thorny skate), 1242 nucleotides. RefSeq lists its product as uncharacterized. Bases 1 to 1242 code for a protein of 413 amino acids. Gene Ontology annotation, molecular function: protein binding; cytokine receptor activity. Gene Ontology annotation, biological process: cytokine-mediated signaling pathway; positive regulation of receptor signaling pathway via JAK-STAT; hemopoiesis. The transcript has 9 exons. NCBI's taxonomy places the organism in Eukaryota, Metazoa, Chordata, Chondrichthyes, Rajiformes, Rajidae. Gene Ontology annotation, cellular component: membrane; external side of plasma membrane. The record is from RefSeq and is a predicted model, not a curated record.
AUGGCGCGCGGGGUCAGGGUUGAUGGCGAGCAGGAUCAAGGGUCAGGGUUGAUGGUGAGUGGGAUCAGGGUUGAUGGCGAGCUGGAUGAUGAUGACCUCGACCUCCCUUCCAUCCGUUGCCUCGUCACGUUCACCGACAACGUCAAAACCGAACAGCUGACCUGUGACCUCCCCUUGUCCCCCAACCCCGGGGAGACCCUGGCCCUGACCGCCAGUGAGGGGGAGGUGAGUGAGCGCUGCCUGAUCCAGGCCCCGGCGAGGAGCUGCAGUGUUCCCAUUUCCGCUUUCAUCUUGCUGGACCCCUUGUGUAUGUGGCUGGAGAGGGUGCCUGGCAGCCAGGGAACCUCCAGCACCCAGGGGACCCCCAGCACCCACGUGACCUCCAGCACCCACCGGCCCCCCGACAUCCAGGGGCCGUGCCUCAUCUAUAGAAAGAUCCUACACAUGGUGCGGCCGGCUGUCCCGUAUAACGUGUCGGUGCUUGUGGUGCCCGAGGCGGGCGAGGUACAGGUGAGCUGGGAGGUGCCGUCCGUCCGCUUUACCCAACUGGCCAUCAACCUGCUGCACCAGGUGUCGUACGGAGCAGAAACGUCCCCCCCACAGACGAUGGAGGUGACAUUGCGCUCGGUGAGCCUGGUGAUGCGCUGGCUGGUGGCCGGUUCCCGCUACACGGUGAUGGUGCGCUCCCGGCCCGGCCCCAGCUACACCUACUUCCGUGGUGACUGGAGCGAGUGGAGUCCGGCAGUCUCUUUCACCAUUCCCCACACACCCCCAGUACUGAGUACAGGCGUGACGGUGAUAGUUUGCGUCUUGUUGCUACUCUUCCUGCUGGGACUGACUGCACUCUGCUGGGAGAACAGGAUCAAGCCACACGUUUGGCCCAGGAUCCCUGACCCCAAGAGUGCUCUGUUGCAGCUGUACGGCAGCCACAGCAAGGCGGUGGAGGUGAGCUUUGACCCAGACCACUUUGCGGAUGUGACGGAGAGCAAGGUGGACAUGCUGACGGUGAGGGGUGUUUGUACCCAACACCCUCACCCACCCCCCUCACCCACGGGGGACUGUGAAUCGGACGCCGAGAGCUGGCUGCUGCCGGGGGAGGAGGAGGCCGCAGGGGAGAGGGGAGUGGGCUACGGGGAGGGGGCAGUUGGAACCCAGGUUGAGGCUCUGGCCUCUCCCUCCACCUGCGUCCCCACCCCCGACGAAUCCUACAUCACAAUGUGCAACCUUUACAAGACGCAGUGA